Molecule: messenger RNA, 4076 nt
Organism: Hypomesus transpacificus
Lineage: Eukaryota; Metazoa; Chordata; Actinopteri; Osmeriformes; Osmeridae
Gene: tdrd7a
Product: tudor domain containing 7 a
Exons: 20
Coding region: 76-3456 (1126 amino acids)
Biological process (GO): spermatogenesis; lens morphogenesis in camera-type eye; lens fiber cell differentiation
Source: RefSeq, a predicted model, not a curated record
GUCGUGUCGUGACCGCCCUAGACUGAUUGAAAGUAAUUUGACGCCCAUUCCAUUGGAAUCGAAAUAAAAUUAAGGAUGUCGGAAGACAUGACCCAGAAAAUGUUACGGGCAGUUCUGCAGUCCAAUAAAAACGGCGUGUCCAUCACGCGGCUACAGUCAGACUUCAAGUCAUUAACGGGCGAGUUCAUCCCGCACAGACAGAGGGGAUACCCUUCCCUGGAGGCCUACCUUCGAACCAUGCCCUCGGUGGCGCGUUUGGACUACCGAAUGGGGGAGGUCAUGUGCUUUGCGGGGGUUUGUGAAGAAACUGCCCACAUCGCCCAGCUUGUUGCUAGGCAGAAAAGCUCAAAAAAGUGUGGAAGGUCUCAGAUGGUGAACUGCAGAAUGAGGUCCAAUCUCUCCUCGCAGUUCAUGUUCAGCGACAAGUCCCGCCUGCGUCAGCCUGCCCAGAGGGGUCACCCUACCCAGAGGGGUCACCCUGGGUGGGGCAUGGCAAGGCAGACUCGGCCCCGGGGCUACGGAGGGUGCAGCAUCGGAGGGGACUACAGGCUGAACGACAACCGGUUCACCUCCAACACCCCUCUGCAGCACAGGGCCCCCUCCGUCCACGCCUCCGCCCCUGCCCCCCCUGCGGUGCAGAUGAAAGCGGCCACGCCGUAUGAAAGGAGAGUGAUUUAUGCUCCCAGACAGCACAAGUUGAAUGGUCCUGUGCUAACUGUCAACAUACUGAAUGAUGCUGCCCUGCCUACCCCUUCUCCCAAGCCCACCCCCCCUUCCUCCUCCAUCCCUCCCUCCAGACAGGGCCCCUCCCUGGGAUGUGUGUACAACCUCUCCCAGGUUCAGGGUAGACUUAAGCAGCUGCUGGCUAAGUACAGCAGUGGUCUGUGGCUGUCCAAGCUGCCCUCGGUCUACAGAGACAUGUUCAGCCAGGACCUGCCUGGACAAGCCCUCAUAGACAUGGAGAAAUGGACCAGUGUAUGCUCGGUGGAGAAGCCGUGCAGCACCAACCGAGCAGACAGACUGGUCUAUCCCCCGGCCCCCGAGCCCAAACCCUCUACCUCCUCCACCCUCACCCCCUCUACCUCCACCUCCACCCCUGGCUUUAACUUCUCUAAAGCGGCUGCAGCCAAGAUCACCUUCAUUCCGACCUUCAACCCCCGCUACACGUUUACAGCCAAGCAUGGCAGCCCCGAUUCUGUGCCGGUGGAUGUGCGCUCCAAGCUGAAGGAGCUGCUGUCUAAGUACCCUCACGGCCUGUGGGCCCACGCUCUGUCCUCGCUGUUCCUGGAGACCUACAAGAAGCCCUUCCCAGAAGGCGUCCUGAACAACCUCUCGGUCCUGCUGGACAUCUGCACUGUCGAGUUCCCCAUGCCCAACAACAAGAACAAGGCCAUCCUGUACGGCCCCCGCAUGCAGCCCACCACCAAGUCCCCUCCCCCCCCGUCCGGGCUGCCUGUGUGCCCCUCCCUGGUGCCUCCCCUGGAGCCUCCCCGGGAGCUGUUCCCCUCCGUCCUGGUGAUGGACACCAGCGACGCCAGCGCUGUCACGCUCAGGUAUGUCGGCGAGGGCUACUCUCAGGCACUGGAAGACAUGGAGGAUGCCAUGAAACUGUUCUACAGACAGCCCAGCAACCAGCUCCCGGUACCGGCCCCUGUUACCGGCCAGCUGGCCACCGUCUGGGUCGAGGACGACGACGAGGUUGUUCGAGUCCAGGUCACAGAGGUCAUGGUCAAGAAGGAUGAGGUCAAGGUGUACUAUGUGGAUCAUGGUUUCUCUGAGGUGAUCCUAAGGACCAAGCUGAUGGAGCUGCAGCAGGACUUCCUCAAGCUGCCCCUCCAGGCCACCAACUGCAGACUGGCUGGCGUGGAAGCGUUUGGCGUGUCCUCCGUGGUGGUGAGGACUCUCGAGAGCCUGACCCUGGAGAAGAUCCUGCUGCUGGAGGUGCUGGAGCGGCCGGAGCGAGAGCUCCCCCUGGUGGUGCUGUACAACACCUCUCUGGACCAGGACCUCAACAUCAACGCCUGCUGCCUGCACGCGCUGCACGACACCUCCAUGAGCAGCACGCUGCAGGAGUCCACAACGUUCGAGGACGUGCUGGUGACCAACGUGUACACAGAUGGGUCCGUGUUCUGCCAGGUGCCCUCCAGGGGGCGGCACAAGCUCCACGAGCUGCUGGAGAAGAUCGAGGCCUUCUUGGUCACCCAGGUGACAUCAGAGUGCCUGGUGUCGCGGCCGUUUAGUGGGAAGGUGUGUCUGGCUCGUUACCAAGGGAACUGGUCCCGUGCGGAGAUCACCAUGCUGCACGGCAGCAAAGUGAUGGACAUCCUGUUUAUUGACCUGGGAGUUCCAGCCUCUGUGGAGAUCACAGAGCUGAGAGAGAUCCCUCCCCCUCUCCUCCACGACCUGUUGGUCAUCCCCCCCCAGGCCAUCAAGUGCUGUCUGGCAGACGUGCCAACGAGCGUGUGGACCCAAGAGGCUGUGGUGUGGCUGAAGAAUGCUGUUCAGCCCUCCAUCAGCUGCAGCAUGACGAUCUCCAAGGUGGACUCGAACAGGGUGGUUCACAUGUUGCUCUUCAACACGCCCGCCCCGCACUCCCCCUCCUCCAGCCUGAACCACCAGAUGGCGCUGGCUGGUCUCUGGAAACCACCCAGUCAGGGCCCCGCCCGCUUCAGCCCGCCGCCGACCUCCGACCCUCACCUCGUCCUCACAGACUUGAUGGGCCAGCUGUCUCUGAGCACCGCUGUUGGCAGCCCCGUGGCCCAGCCCACAUCCCCACCACAGGCCCAAAGUGGAGCAGGGGGCACGCCUACGAGGAGCGACCCCGCUCUGGAGCCCCUCGCUGGGGAGGUGAAACUCCCGCUUCCCCCUCUCAUGGAGCUCCCGAAGGUCCGUGACAGCAUGGAUGUGUUUGUACCGGUGGCCUGCCACCCAGACUACUUUGUGGUGCAGUCGUGGCAGGAGCUGUUCAAGCUGGUGGUGCUGAUGGGAGAGAUGAUCCUCUACUACAACAAGCUGGAGGGUGAUGAGGUGCCUGUGUGUGUCGGGGAGGUCUACGCUGCCAAAGUGGAGAACAACUGGCACCGGGUCCUGGUGAAGGGCAUGCUGACCAACGGGCUGGUGUCUGUGUACGAGCUGGACUACGGCAAGCAUGAGCUGGUGAGCUGCACGCUGCUGAGGACGCUCAUAGAGGAGUUCAGACAGCUGCCCUUCCAGGCCAUCACGGCACAACUGGCCGGGGUGGACCAGCGCACCUGGUCUGAGGCAGCUUCCAUCGUGUUCCGUAACCACGUGGAGAAGCAUCCCCUGGUGGCGCAGGUGGAGUCCGUACAGGAAGCUCCCCUGCCGUGGGACAGGAAGCUGACCCUGUACCUGGUCGACACAUCCCGGGCCGAUGCCGAUGUUUGGGUCCACAACAUCAUGGCUGACUUUGCAGAGGAGUUCACUACUGCCGCCUAGUGGCCAGGAGGAAAGGAGGGUAGCAGCUUUCAAAGCUCUUAAGUUACCCAGAACACCCCCAACGUUGGCCUUAUUUUUGUUUUGUAGAUGCCAAAGUCCACUUAGGGCUAUGUCUGUGGUGUCAUUUAAGAUGUAGCUGAAUAUAAUUGCUUGGGGGGAGGGGGAGGGGUGUACAGGGCACUUCUGUAACUAUGUGAAAAGAAAAGGCGUGUGGUAAAAAAUGACAUUCUGAAAGGUAAUCUUGUGAUGAGGCAGCAGAUUUUUUUUUUUUUUCAGAUUUUGCAUGUUUAUUUGUGUGCGUGUGUGUGUGUAGAACCCUUUCAGGAACGUUACUCAUCUUCCAGUAGAGGUUUAUUUUCUCAUUUGCUGUUGUUAGUCAUCACUAAUGUUUGUUCUAUGCAUGAAGACAAGUUAAGCCUGUUUGGCCUGGUUUUUGUUUUGUGUUUUUUGCAAUCUAUUAUUAUUGAAUUUAAGUUAAAUUAUUUGUGUUGUUCAUAGAUUUUUUUCCCCCCCAAACGUAUGAUGCAUGUUAUAGAUGUAUUUGCCAUUGUACCCACUUAUUUUACGACUCACAAACUAAAAAUGGUUAAAAUAGAUUAAUGUUGAGACCUAAAAGAUGA